AUGGAGGAGGAUGAGCAUGUGGUUAUACGGGGUGCGCAAGGCGGCUUGGUGAUACAGUCAUCGCGAGUGUACGUAUGGGACACUGGUGGUAGCGCUCCAUCAUCGGUUUGGCAUCACCCAACGGAGCACCAUGGUGAUCCGCCGGAGCAAUUCGAUGACGAGGGGGAUGUGGUUAUGGACCUUGAACUAGGCCCAGCACAGCAUUUGCAUGGAGGUAACGAGGGUGCGGGUAGUAAGCGGUUUCUCCGCGCCCUUAAACAACUCCUCCAGAUGCACAACCCCUGCAUCUUGGGCCUCUUCGAACCAAAGGUCUCGGGUACCCAGGCAAAUGUUAUUUGCAUGAAACUCGGUUUCUCGGAUUGGGUCCGGGUGGAAGCUGUACAGAAAACUGGCCAACGUCCUUGGUUUUUAGCAACGGUUUACGGGAGCCCGGCCCACAACUUGCGCCGACGGCUUUGGAGGGACCUUAGACAAUUGGCACGUGGUAUUUUUGCGCCCUGGAUGGUCGCCGGGGACUUCAAUUCGGUCCUGAACAGGGACGAAACCAGCAACUAUAACUCCUUCUUAGAUCAUCGAAAUUCUGAUUUUGGGAAUUGGAUCCAAGAUGAAGGGCUCAUUGACAUGGGCUUCGCUAGGCCAAGACUCACGUGGAUAAAGAAUAGCACGGAUACCUCCAAAGGAGUCCGACUUGGUCAGGUAGAGGGCGCGCGGCAACCAACGCAGGCCGCAUCUUUUAUUUUCCAGGCAGCUUGGCUCACUAAUACGGAGAUGCAUGAAGUUGUGAAGAGUCACUGGAGAACAGAUCAAGGCAUCGUUGAAAAUACUCGGAACAUGGCAAAGGAGCUGUCGAUUUGGAAUAGAAACUCCUUUGGGAACGUGUUUAUUCGUAAGAAGGUCAUACUGGCUCGUUUAAGAGGUAUUCAGGCAACUUUAGCGACAAACUUUCAUAGAGGACUCGCAAAGCUAGAACUAAAGCUCCGAAAAAACCUUGAAGAGAUCAUGCACUAG
This is a messenger RNA of Ipomoea nil (Japanese morning glory), 1008 nucleotides long. RefSeq lists its product as uncharacterized. NCBI's taxonomy places the organism in Eukaryota, Viridiplantae, Streptophyta, Magnoliopsida, Solanales, Convolvulaceae. The transcript has 4 exons. Bases 1 to 1008 code for a protein of 335 amino acids. The record is from RefSeq and is a predicted model, not a curated record.